UCGCUUUUCUUAUUAAUUUCUAGAACAGCCCGUAGUUGAACGGAAGAAACAAAGUCGACCAUGAAGUGUAGAGAUUUUUAUUCCUGGAUUGCGGCUCCUCUUUAUUCACUCCAAAAACAAACAACUUGAAACAAGGAAACUACCCAAACAAUUCAUUGCAAAGGGUGCUCGCAAUGAUCCACGCCAUUUCACAGAAGAGAAGGGCAAAACACCUAUCUCGCUAAAGUCGAGUGAGCACGGAACUCUUACCCUUUGCUCUUCAUUUGAGUCAAAUGUUGCGCUCUGCUGUGAACCGGAAAUACGUCAUAAUGCACAAUCUAGGACAUUAUUAUACUACUCUACGGAUACUAAACGCCCUGAAGAGCUCAACAAGAACAGUGUCAGAUUCCUACUUUGCAGAACUAGGCUAGGGAAUUUGUUUCUACAAAACAAUAGCUGUUUUCGUUGGGGGUUUUUCAAAUGACAGAUGCACGUUGAAGCAGAAAUCAUUCAACAAAAUGGUGAGGGAAGUUCUGCAGACAUAGACACUGAUACUCUCACGAGACAUGUAUCUCCAAUAGCAACAACUACAAACAACAACAGGAACAGCCAGAACGUCCUGCUCAUCGGAAAUAAACGUAACUUUUGGUCUAAAAAUAAACCAGACUCCAAUAUCUCUGGAGUCCACAACAGACAGAAUUAUAAAGUCAUCAAACUGCAAGAAAAAAUCAAUCGAAACCCUUCCGCCGAAAUUCAAACAGAAUUUGAGAGUUUCCCGACGAAACUUAGAAGUGUAAAGGACUCCUCUGAUCUCCGUAACAACAGAAGGUCAAAGCACUCUCUGAGUAGAGGCAACCCUAUUGUCCAGACUCUCAACAUUCCCACGGCUGUAAUCAGCGAUGUGCACAACACAGAAGGUCAUAAUCAGCUUGCGAGUGUUUAUAGGACCUCUGCAGAGGACAUUAAAGGAACGGAAAGCGGUGGUGUUGCCAUUACAAAACCAAAACUAAAUGCCACGACACGAUUUGCUGAUGAUUUAUACGUUGUCCAAAGCUUUCGAAAAGAUAUUCGCAGGAAAAGAAAUGAGGCUGAUUUAUUUCUCAAAUCGAAACCUUCUCAAGGAAAAGCGUUUCUUAACGUGGCACAGGAAAAUAAUGUUUUUCCGAAGCGUGGCAGCUUACACAUUCGCCAGGCAGGUGACAAUGUUGGGAAUGAAAGUACAUCCUUGAAUUUACAGAGUGCCUCGAUGAGUCUUGAGGGUUUAAGCUCUACGAAUGUGACUGUAGGAAGUGUGGCAUCCCGUCCGUGUUCGAACCUGAACUGCUUGGAUUUGUUCUGCCAGCCGGGCGGACAGAGAUGUCAGAAGGGCUGUGUGAAAGGAUACUAUCCCGGGGCAGACGGCACGUGUUCUCAAGGAAGGUUCGUAGCAUCGACCAUAAACCGAGCUCCCUGUUCGCUGAGUACCAUGCAUCUGAAUACAACAGCUGGAUUGACGACAAUGACGACCUCCACCACCAACACCAUCCUCACAACAAUCACAACCACAACAGCUGGGCUGACGUUUGAUAAUACAGUUACAGUCGAGCCGACCAAGACCAUCACUCAUUGUCGAGGAGAAAAGUUGUCAUCUUAAACAAAAGGACAACGAGAAAAGGAGAAAGGGGGGAAGGACAGAGAG
This is a messenger RNA of Aplysia californica (California sea hare), 1657 nucleotides long. RefSeq lists its product as uncharacterized. The record is from RefSeq and is a predicted model, not a curated record. NCBI's taxonomy places the organism in Eukaryota, Metazoa, Mollusca, Gastropoda, Aplysiida, Aplysiidae.